This is a messenger RNA of Esox lucius (northern pike), 2811 nucleotides long. It is a transcript of the gene suv39h1a, whose product is annotated as suppressor of variegation 3-9 homolog 1a. Lineage: Eukaryota; Metazoa; Chordata; Actinopteri; Esociformes; Esocidae. Gene Ontology annotation, molecular function: zinc ion binding; histone H3K9 methyltransferase activity; protein binding. Bases 640 to 1905 code for a protein of 421 amino acids. Gene Ontology annotation, cellular component: nucleus. The record is from RefSeq and is a predicted model, not a curated record. The transcript has 6 exons.
CGGAGAUGAUCCGACAACACGUGCUUGUCAGAACUUGACAAUGUCUAAAAUAACUAAUUUAUUAUUUGGUUGAACCGUUUAACGAAGACGCGGAUUGUUGCAACGGGGUUUCUUAGUUCAGAGUACAGCGUGUACGCGUCUAGCGGCCGAAGUUAAAGGAAGCUUCUGGUUACCAGUACAGGACCCGUGUAGGACACUAAUGAUGACACUUCGUGUGCAAAUGUUUUUUAUUUGUUUUAUCCGAGUUGCCAAGUUUCUGCACUGACCUUUUCAACAAGAAGAUAAGAAACACUCUCGUUUUUGACCAUUAAAACCAUAUAAAUAUAACGUAACUAGUCUGAGCAUUGAUAAUGUGAAUCAAACUAGCUAGUUAGCAAACUUAUCAAGCUAAUUUCGUAAAAUUGGUUGGUUGUAGAGUUGAUCCGAUUUCUGAAGCACCGGGACACAAUAAUGUCGGAUUUACUUAAAUCCACAGUUUUGUAUUUCUAACAACACGUGAAGCUAGCUUAUGUCUUGGUAAAUCUUUGCAGCCAACAGUCGCUGCCAUGUGUGCUCCAAUUGAAAUAUGGUUUAUUAUGUUCCAUCCAAUCAACAGCAUGGAUCAACAGCUUUCUCGAAAGUCUUUCCCCCAAUCGAAGGAUGUUCAGUUUUGGCGGUGCGGAAAAGAUGGCGGAAGAUUUGAAAGGUUGCAGCGUAUCUUGCAAGCUGUCUUUGGAUGAUUUGCAGGCAGUCUGUCGUCGGGAAAGGCUCCACUGUAAACAGCUACGGGUGAACAAGCAUAACUUCAAUGAUUAUGAAGUUGAGUACCUCUGUGACUACAAGAAAUCUAAGGAGGAGGAGUUCUACCUAGUCAAAUGGAAGGGCUACCCUGAGUCGUGCAACACCUGGGAGCCCCGCAAAAACCUAAAGUGCCGGAAGCUUAUGUUACAGUUCCACGAGGACUUGGAGCAUGAGCAGAGGCGGCAGAAGAGACGGACCAUAUGUCCUAAAAGGCUAGACAAGGAUGUGGCCUGGACCCUGGUAGAGAAAGCCAAGCUUCGUCAGAGGCUCCAGCAGUGGGAGGCUGACCUGAACAAAACACGGAACCACCCAGGCCGCAUCUUUGUUGUGAAUGAGGUGGACCUGGAAGGCCCGCCAAGGGACUUCACCUACAUCAACAACUACAAGGUGGGCGAUGGCAUCGUUCUCAAUGAGAUGGCUGUGGGCUGUGACUGUAAGGACUGCUUCAGUGAUCCGGUGGCAGGCUGCUGCCCGGGGGCCUCCCUGCACCGCUUGGCCUAUACUGAGAAGGGCCAGGUGCGAGUGCGAGCCGGGGAGCCCAUCUAUGAAUGUAAUGCCCGCUGCAGCUGCGGACCUGACUGUCCCAAUCGCAUUGUCCAGAAUGGCAUUCAGCUAGAUCUGUGCAUCUUCAAGACUGGCAAUGGCCGAGGCUGGGGUGUGCGCACACUACAGCACAUUAGAAAGAACACCUUUGUCAUGGAGUAUGUUGGGGAGAUCAUCACGUCAGACGAGGCAGAAAAGAGAGGGCACGUGUACGACCGGCAGGGUGCCACCUACCUUUUUGACCUGGAUUAUGUUGAGGAUGUUUAUACAGUGGAUGCCGCUCACCAUGGCAACAUCUCCCACUUUGUCAACCACAGUUGCAACCCCAACCUGCAAGUAUACAACGUGUUUAUAGACAACCUGGAUGAACGCCUCCCGAGAAUAGCUUUAUUUUCAACACGCUCCAUCAGGGCAGGAGAAGAGCUCACUUUUGACUACAAAAUGCAAAUUGAUCCUGUUGAUGCAGAGAGCACAAAGAUGGACUCAAAUUUCAGUUUAGCGGGACUCCCAAGCUCUCCCAAAAAGCGCAUUCGGGUGGAGUGCCGGUGUGGAUCUGACACAUGUCGAAAGUAUCUUUUCUGAUCUGAAUUCUAAACGGAACAACAAAGCUUGAACAGACUACAUAGUAUUUCUGGGAAUUAUAAAAUUUGUACAGCUUUAUGUAUUUCUUCUAUUUUUAUGAACUUUUAAGCCACACUGGCACAUUUAUCAAGACUGAUGUGGACCCCCCCCCCCCCUUCAUUUGAAAUGCCCCUAAAUGUAUUUAGUAUGUUGAAAACCAUUUUAGUGAAACAGUGACCUAUCUGUCCUAAAUGACCCAGCUAAAACAUACAUAUUCCACAAGUCUGGUUUCUGGGAUUUCUUCAGGGCUUACAAAUUUGUAGUGCACUGUUCAUAGCCUAUGGCAUAUUUUUUUUGAAAAUUAAAAAUGUGACCCAAAAUGUUUUGUGGAACCUAAGAUCAUAUUAAAGGAAGUCCAGUAAUUCUCAUUAGUUGUUUUUUUUAGAUUUCACAUGUUUUUAUUGAACUCUAAACAAAAGAAUAAGGUGAUUUGACGGAAAUAUAUCUAGUACUUCUUAGGCUGUUCAUAGGCUAUUAACACAGGCAGACAAAUUUAAAUUAUUUCUACUCACUGAUGACCAAUCAAGUUUUAAAUGUUUUACAAUAAUUGGCUCCCUGUUUAAACUCAGCCAUUAAGCGUCAAGCCUUGUUGGCGGAAAUGUCAUUGCAAUGCAGAAAAUGUGGAUUUAAUAUGCAUUUAAUGGCAGUAGAUAACUAUUAAGUGCAGUUAUUUCCCACUUCUUGCAGGUAGUGCUAUAUUUUGUUGUCCUAAAACAAUGUGUAUGAAUUUGUGUACCCCUAACCGUCCCGCUUCUUAUUGGGUUUGAAUCGGCCUACUUUUUUCUUAAAUGUGAAUGAUUCUAUUCCAAUGCUCCUGUUUUGUUGGCCUGAAAUUUUUUGUUUUGCUAGAUUUGGUGUUGUUUUUUU